This is a messenger RNA of Penicillium pulvis, 189 nucleotides long. RefSeq lists its product as uncharacterized. NCBI's taxonomy places the organism in Eukaryota, Fungi, Ascomycota, Eurotiomycetes, Eurotiales, Aspergillaceae. The transcript has a single exon. The record is from RefSeq and is a predicted model, not a curated record. The coding region runs from base 1 to 189 and encodes 62 amino acids.
AUGUCAGUUAUGAACAUGACAACGUUUUGUCAUGUACUUACACUUGACCGCCAGGCCUAUGUCCAGACACAGACUGUGCUACUGAAGGCUGAUAUUGGGACUGUGCCACUGGGGGCUGGUAUUGAGACUGUUGCUCUGGGGGUUGAAGCUGGGACUGUGCCACUGACGGCUGGUAUUUGGGUGGCAUAG